GCGUGACGGUUGAGUGUUGACCGCACCAGGGGACUUAUCAUUGGACAACUUUAUUUACGACGGUCUACACGUCCGUUUGUGUCGUUUGUGUCGUUUGUGUGUCCGUGAUGUGUAGGGAGCGUAAUGUCGUCGAGACCUUCGACCAGCGUCAGCAUGAGUCCCGAGACGCACAUGAGCUUGAGUCCCGAGAAGCACAUGCGCUUGGCAAAACCGUUUUCACCUUGUGCAACAUCGGUGCGGCAUCAUGACGGUGAAACGUGGAUCGACGAAGCAGCCAAGGAGGACUUCGACGAGGACCCACGGAUGUCCAUCAAACCGUACAUGAACCGGCAUCUCGACGAAUGGAACGAUAAUUAUUGGAAGGCGAUGGAGCGUGUCUACCCUUGGGCAAACCAUUACAAGUUUGCCAACAUGUUAGAGUUCGAGAGCCUCAUUGCACUGCCUGAUGGUGUCCUCCAGCGAAAGACCCUGGACGAUAAGGGUAAGCCGAUCCGCUACCGUACCAGCUUCAGACGUCGCCUCGGUUGCGAGUACAUCACAUCUUCGCCACAAACUUGGGGAAGUUCGCAGAAGCAAGAGUUGGUGGACUGCGCUCGUGAUUGUUCAUUCUUGGAACACUACCCACCCCGUUGCCCAGGGACUUCUUCACAAGCUCUAUCGUACUGUUGUGUGCGGUUGAUGGAUGACGGAUGUCCUUUCGCCAGAGUGCUAUGUGUGGCUUCUUCAAGCAAAAGUAGGAAACUUGUGGACGCGGUUGUGCUUGUGUCACGCAACGAGAUGGUGCUUCAGGGAUCCAAGUUCAAGCCGGUCAUGUCUCGCCCAGAUGUAGAUGGGCGGUCAGACUUGACGAGAGCAGGUCAGGGAUCCAAGUUCAAGCAUGUGAUGUCUCCCCCCGAUGUAGAUGGGCGGUCAGAGUUCGUGAGAGCAACUCGGGUGAGAUGUUUAUCAUUGUGGCAUGAGGUGGAAGAGAAAGUGUCCGACAUACGAGACUGUAUAGGGAAUUCCUUAGCACGAUCAGGAGGGUUUGUCAGGAUGAAAUACAUGUCCGUGUUUUCGGAGAAUGCAACUGUCCACGAACCGCAGAGCUACGUAUAUGGAUCAUCUACGAAUGCCAUGUAUGGUUUCGGUUCACGACCUCGUCCGCGAGAAACCCCAUAUGUCAUAAGAUACGAACGUGUGGUCAUACCUUGUGUUUAAGGGCGAUUGUAAUUCUAAUGAACUCUUCUGGUUUUA
This is a messenger RNA of Chara braunii, 1233 nucleotides long. The record is from the annotation of a GenBank genome assembly. Lineage: Eukaryota; Viridiplantae; Streptophyta; Charophyceae; Charales; Characeae.